UGUUUUCGGUCGCUUGUUGAGUGUCACACGAUUGUAUUGUUUGUUUUGAAUGUGUCUAUAUGUCAGACGCAUAUAUAUGCAUUCAUGGCAGGGAAUGAUAUAAAUAAAAACCUACGAAAAUUAGAUUUUCCGUAUUGCGCUAGGGAAGCUUUAUGCAGGAUCGAGAUACUAUGCGGAAUACCAGGAAAACGAAUGGACCUGCAACUGGACUUGAUAUCAGAAUUUGUGUUCGGGGAAAUAGAAAGGCGAAAGAAACGCAACAUGACUAUAGCCAUACAAGAAUUACAGUUGAUAGAAGUCCUAAGCGAUUUUUUCCAAAGUCCGGGAGGAAGCGCUGCUGUACGGAAUGCAGUCUUUUUAUCCCUUUUCCCUGCAGAUAGUCCCAGAAACAAAUUACUAGGCAAUUUAGUAUCAUUGGCUAUAGCUACCCAAAAUAAGGCCGUGUUAAAUGCAACUGGAAUCUGGAUGCAACAGUUGGGUUCUACCUCCCUACAAAGUGUAGGAUUAGCAAGACAUGUACUUAAUGACUACUUUGUCCUUACUCCAAAAUCUAUUGACAAACUGAAGCAACUUCCUGUUCUUGCACCACAUUUCACUGCUAACUUACUAACGGCAAUAGGUGAAGUUUAUGAAGACAAAGAUCCACCUACAGAACUGCUUAGAUUAGUAGGGGAAUGGAUUGAUGAAAACCCAAGUCUCCUAUUGACCCCUUUAAUGGAUAAUCCUGCCUUGCCUAGUGGUGGCAUUCCUAUGACACCAAUUACACCCAUAGCAGGUUUAUUCAGGUGGUGUAUCUUAUGUCCUCUGCGUCUAAAGAACACAGAAAAUUGCCAGGAACAGAAGAAAUUGUAUUCAAAGAUUCAACAGCUUCUUAUGGAAUCAGUAUUAAGAUUAAAAAAUAGUGGAAACAAUAAGCACGCAAUCUCGGCGCAACAUUUUGCUGCCACUACCCGAGCUUUAAGUAGCAGUUUAGGAUCUCAUUCAACUGCUAGUAUCAUAUCGCGUGAUUUAGCUAUGGAACGACUUGCCCAGGCUAUAAACGCGGCAAUGUCUGCGAACUGUAUUUACGGGAACAAACAGGAAUUGUUGGCUCUAUUACAGCCUUUAGCGUAUCAACAUUUUCUCAUUGAAUGGACAUUGCAAACUUAUGCAAAUAAAGCUACUUGAUUAACAAAUUCUCAUUCUGACUUAGU
Dufourea novaeangliae is the source of this 1193-nucleotide messenger RNA. RefSeq lists its product as uncharacterized. Lineage: Eukaryota; Metazoa; Arthropoda; Insecta; Hymenoptera; Halictidae. The record is from RefSeq and is a predicted model, not a curated record. The transcript has 4 exons. The coding region runs from base 85 to 1167 and encodes 360 amino acids.